Wallemia mellicola CBS 633.66 is the source of this 900-nucleotide messenger RNA. RefSeq names its product ribosomal protein L35. Gene Ontology annotation, molecular function: structural constituent of ribosome; mRNA binding. The transcript is spliced from 5 exons. The coding region runs from base 24 to 392 and encodes 122 amino acids. Gene Ontology annotation, biological process: translation; maturation of LSU-rRNA from tricistronic rRNA transcript (SSU-rRNA, 5.8S rRNA, LSU-rRNA). NCBI's taxonomy places the organism in Eukaryota, Fungi, Basidiomycota, Wallemiomycetes, Wallemiales, Wallemiaceae. The record is from RefSeq and is a predicted model, not a curated record. Gene Ontology annotation, cellular component: ribosome; cytosolic large ribosomal subunit.
AGUUGACAACCAAAUAGUGCAGGAUGGUCCAAGUCAGAGCUCACGAGCUUCAAAGCAAGAACAAGACCGACCUCCUCAACCAACUCCACGAGUUGAAGGGUGAGCUCGUCCAACUCAGAGUUGCCAAGGUAGCUGGCGGCUCAGCUUCAAAGUUGACCAAGAUCCACUCAGUCCGCAAGUCAAUUGCUCGCGUUCUCACCGUCAUCAACCAAAAGCAACGUCAACACGUCGCCGAAGCUUACAAGGGCAAGCGUAUUCCUUUGGAUAUGCGCCACAAGAAGACUCGUGCCAUCAGACGCCGUCUUACACCAAAGGAGCAAAACGCUAAGACUGUCCGUCAACACAAGCGUGAAAUUCACUUUGGCCGUCGUAAAUUCGCCAUCAAGGCUUAAAAAGUUUAUGAAUGAAUGGCUUUAUUUGGUUGAUCAUGCAUAUUUGUUAAAUUUCUGUUGAUUUUAUCAGUUUAAUAUCACAUUUGAGAAGUUUUUCACGCCAAUUUGAUUCAUCGCUAACUGCUUUAGUAGCAUCCUCUAUUACUGUAAUAGAAUGUCCAUUAAGCUGGCCAUCAAUUGCUGUCGCUUUCACGCAAAAAUCUGCUGCUAAUCCCGUAACGUAUAUCGUUGAUGAUUCCUUGAGUAAAUGUAAUAAAUUGUGAGAAGAGGCGUUAAAAGCUGAGUAAGCGUCUACAUCAAUGUUGGUACCCUUCUCCAAGUAUACUACUUUAUUAGACGUGCUAUUCAGGGAUGAUUGUAUGUCCUCAUGUAAUUCUGCACCUUUAGUGUUGGCUACGCAAUGAUCUGGCCAAAGCUCUUGUAUCCUACCAUCUGGGAGUGUUAUGCUACUAAAUGGCUCUUUGUUAUGCCUUGAUGCGAAUGAAAUGUGAUUAGAUGGAUGAGCAUC